This is a messenger RNA of Gymnogyps californianus (California condor), 1014 nucleotides long. It is a transcript of the gene NEUROD6, whose product is annotated as neuronal differentiation 6. Gene Ontology annotation, biological process: regulation of DNA-templated transcription; nervous system development. Lineage: Eukaryota; Metazoa; Chordata; Aves; Accipitriformes; Cathartidae. The transcript has a single exon. Bases 1 to 1014 code for a protein of 337 amino acids. Gene Ontology annotation, molecular function: protein dimerization activity. The record is from RefSeq and is a predicted model, not a curated record.
AUGUUAACACUACCGUUUGAUGAGUCUGUUGUAAUGCCAGAAUCCCAGAUGUGCAGAAAGUUUUCCAGAGAAAGCGAUGACCAAAAGCAAAUGAAGAACCCAGAAAGCUUUUCGAAGCAGAUUGUGCUCCGAGGAAAGAAUAUUAAAAGAUCUCCUGGAGAAGACACAGAAAAAGAGGAGGAGGAGGAAGAGAGAGAAGAGGAGGAUGAGAAUGGCUUGCCUAGGCGAAGGGGCCUUCGGAAAAAAAAGACGAGCAAGAUAAGGAUGGAAAGGAUCAAAUUCAGGCGACAAGAAGCCAAUGCUAGAGAGAGGAACCGGAUGCACGGCCUUAACGACGCUCUGGACAAUUUAAGGAAAGUGGUCCCUUGUUAUUCUAAAACGCAAAAACUGUCCAAAAUAGAAACUUUAAGACUAGCCAAGAACUACAUUUGGGCUCUUUCUGAAAUCCUGCGAAUUGGCAAGAGACCCGACCUGCUCACCUUCGUCCAAAACUUGUGCAAGGGUCUGUCCCAGCCAACUACAAACUUGGUGGCGGGAUGCCUGCAGCUGAAUGCCAGAAGUUUCCUGAUGGGCCAGGCGGGCGAAGGCGCCCAUCACACCCGCUCGCCCUACUCCACCUUCUACCCCCCCUACCACAGCCCCGAGCUUGGCACCCCUCCGGGGCAUGGGACUCUCGACAACUCCAAGUCCAUGAAACCUUACAAUUACUGCAGCGCUUAUGAGUCCUUCUAUGAAAGCACUUCCCCCGAGUGCGCCAGCCCACAGUUUGAAGGUCCCUUAAGUCCUCCCCCAAUUAACUAUAAUGGGAUAUUUUCCCUGAAGCAAGAAGAAAGCUUGGACUAUGGCAAAAAUUACAAUUAUGGCAUGCAUUACUGUGCAGUGCCACCCAGGGGUCCCCUUGGGCAGAGCUCUAUGUUCAGGUUGCCUACAGAGAGCCACUUCCCUUACGACUUACAUCUGCGCAGCCAGUCUCUCACCAUGCAAGAUGAAUUAAAUGCAGUUUUUCAUAAUUAA